AUGCACCUAGGCCCCCGACAGGUCCAACAAAGCCCAACUGCAGCGUGCGCAUUGCUCAGAGAGCGAACAGGCAACGCCACCUUUUUUUCAACGGAUGGAGUUGUAUACGACAAUAAGAGGAAGGCACAUUGGUCACAAACAGCAUGGAAGAGUCCGGCGUGUAUAGUUUCACCAAAAUGCACAGAUGAGGUGAUCGAUGCUAUGAAGAUCUUGCGAUCGACCAACACAACCUUUGCAAUUCGUAGCGGCGGACAUUCACCCCUUUCAGGCUGGGCUGAUGUCAACAAUGGGGUCCUCAUUGCCAUGCGCGACUUGUCCGAUAAAGUCUACGAUGAGGCAACGCAAACUGUGCGUGUAGGUUUCGGCAGCACUUGGGACGAAGUCUACAAGUUGCUCGAAGGCUAUGGCCGAAGUGCAGUGGGCGGGCGUGCCGCCACUGUGGGAAUGGGCUUCAUCUUGGGAGGCGGACUCUCACAUCUCUCCAAUGCAUACGGUUUUGGGUCUGACAACGUGGUGUCAUUCGAGGUUGUGCUAGCCAAUGCUACACUACUCACUGUCUCGGGGACCUCAAAUCCGGAUCUCUUCUAUGCGCUCAAGUCGGGAGCAAACAACUAUGGCAUCAUCACACAUAUAACCAUGAAAACCUUUCCUCUAGGCAAAGUCUGGGGAGGGACAAUUGUUUAUACUGGGGAUUUUCGUGACGAGCUCAUGCAAGCAUUCGCGACAUAUCAGCAAAACGGCCAACGUGAUACAAAGUCGGCUGUGCUUUCCUACCUAGCAAUUAACAACGCUACAGCGUAUGUGAGCUUGAUAUACUUGGACCCUGUAGAGCGCCCGGCUGCGUUUGAGCCAUUUUACAACAUAACCGGAGCCACGAUAGUCGCCGAUACGACUGCUAUACACGACUCUUUCAGCAGCGUCAUUGCUGCAGACAUUGACAGAGUUGUUCCCAGAUGGACGUUUGGAGCUACGACCUUUUACCUUGACAAUGACACCUACCUUGAUGCGGCAAAGAUAGCCCAGGAAGCUACGAAGCAGCUCUCGAAUAUCAAUGGGGCUACCCUAGUCCUCAUGCCACAACCGAUAUCCCGCUCCAUGAUGCAAGCUUCCCAUGCGAGCGGCGAGACCCCAUUUGCAGUCACGGACCGGGAGCAAAUGUGGUUCUGUAUUAAUUUUGGGUGGAAUUUCGCGUCCGACGAUGAAGCUGUCGGCAAAAUCCUCAUGCAUACACUCCACACUAUCGAUGUCCUGACCAAGCAGAGAGGCUUGUAUGAUCCUUUCAUCUUCUCAAAUGAUGCCUACCGCACGCAAGAUCCGCUUCGUAGUUACGGAAUGAAUACGCUGCGGAGGAUGCGCGGUGUAGCCAACAAAUACGACCCGGAGCGAAUCUUCCAGACCCGGGUUCCUGGGGGGUUUAAAGUGGACAGGACAUGA
Cucurbitaria berberidis CBS 394.84 is the source of this 1434-nucleotide messenger RNA. RefSeq names its product bifunctional solanapyrone synthase. Gene Ontology annotation, molecular function: FAD binding. Bases 1 to 1434 code for a protein of 477 amino acids. The transcript has 6 exons. NCBI's taxonomy places the organism in Eukaryota, Fungi, Ascomycota, Dothideomycetes, Pleosporales, Cucurbitariaceae. The record is from RefSeq and is a predicted model, not a curated record.